Molecule: messenger RNA, 1586 nt
Organism: Darwinula stevensoni
Lineage: Eukaryota; Metazoa; Arthropoda; Ostracoda; Podocopida; Darwinulidae
Source: the annotation of a GenBank genome assembly
AUGGCACUUUCCGCUAUCGAACCUCUGCGACGUACCAUAAUUUCGGUGAAACCGGACACCAAGUACUACAGCAAAGCACAGGCGCCCCGAAAGUACCAAGACUUCCACUUCCUUACCCGGCGCAUGUGCACGCCGGAAUCCCGCCUUAUCGGAGUUGAUAAGAGCCAGCGCUCCCCACUCCGAGCGAUCGGCCUCGCCUUCGUCUCGCUGGAUUUUCCUCGUCGGCCGGGAAGAUGGUUUGGACGUCGGGCGCCAGAUCCGGCGACGAGCUGGAGCAUCCGGAAGCGGAAGGUAAACGUUUGUCGCCGGAAGAUCGUCGCUUCGUCGUCGCGAACGGAAAAUGUAUUUAGAAAAUGUGGCUUAGGUAUUGUAGUGGCAGGGAGAUGCCAUAGCUGCCGCGAAGACAUCACGGACGUCUGCUACAAGUGCGUGGAGUGCGUGGACUACAUGAUCUGCUCCACGUGCGAGGCGGACGGGAUCGUCCACACGGGGCACAACAUCAUCCGGGUCACCACGGCCAUGGCUCGCCUCUACCAUCAUGUGUCAGGAGACGUCCACGCCGACAUCCGUUGCUUCUCCUGCCGCGGCCCGGUGCGCGGAAGCCGCUACAAGUGCCUGGAGUGCAGGGACCUGGACCUCUGCGCCUCGUGCGAGGCCAGGGGGAAGGAGCACUCCCAUCACCUCUUCAUUCGGCUCCCGUCUCGCAUCCCGGUCGUCCCGCUCACGCCGGACCUGGAUGGCGCUGCAGGCGAGUCUGCUCCGCUCGUUUCAGGGCUUCCCGGAGGGGGGGGGGGAACCGAGGCCGACUUCAAUAAAGAACCGCACCCCGGCAUCUGGUGCGCCUCCUGCGGCGAAAUAGUGAAAGGGAGACGAUUCCAGUGCCUCGCCUGCCCCGGCUUCGACCUCUGCAGCCGAUGCGAGAAGUCGGUGGAGCCGCACCUCGUCCACCCCAUGAUCCGCUUCUCCAGGCCCGGCGCCUUCACGCUCAGGCCAACCACGAUCCUCAACGAAGGCCUGCAUCGAGGCGUGAACUGCAACGAAUGCGGCCAGAGCGUGACGGGCUACCGCUACAAAUGCCUCAAGUGCCAGGACUACGACCUCUGCAUGAAAUGCGAAGCCGCUUCCAAGCACCUUCACCAUCGCCUGGCCAGGAUACCUCCCAUACCCACAACCGAAAGACCUACCCCUUACACGGAGACCCGCCAAAGCGAGCGCCCCAUCGGUGAGGCGCAGAGAGACUCCAUCUCCCCUUCUGCCUCCACCUCGGAGCAGGAGCUGCACCAGCAGCUGAAGCAGCGACUGUCGGACCUUCACGCCGCGAAGAAACAGGCGAUCGCCGCUUCGACCGAGAUGGCGCGGAAGGAGCACGAGCAGAGGAUGGCGAUCCUCGCCGAGAUCCGCGCUCGCAUCGGCGGUACGCCGGUGGUGGAGAGCAAGUGAACGGCAUCGACUGGAGAAUUCAUCAUCGAACGAAAUCCCUUGCGUCGGGCGAGUCGCGAAUUUAUCGCGAAUCUGCUAUGUCCAGUUACGCGAGGACUGAAUUUUUGUCUGCACAAAAAGCAACGAAAUUGCAGCAUACAGGAGAA